Molecule: messenger RNA, 573 nt
Organism: Beta vulgaris subsp. vulgaris (sugar beet)
Lineage: Eukaryota; Viridiplantae; Streptophyta; Magnoliopsida; Caryophyllales; Amaranthaceae
Exons: 2
Coding region: 1-573 (190 amino acids)
Molecular function (GO): zinc ion binding
Source: RefSeq, a predicted model, not a curated record
AUGCCUUCAGUUCUGAAAAUGCUUGAUAAGGCUAGUGAGCCAGUGAGGAACUAUGAUGUUGCUCAGGCAGAUGUAUGGGAGUUUGAGAUGGACCAUUUGUCAAAUGGGGAGUUAUAUGUUGUGAAUUUAGAGACAAAAACAUGUGGUUGCUUUACAUGGGACUUGUUGGGGAUCCCCUGUUAUCAUGCUUUGGCAUGUAUUGUGAGGCAAAGGCUUAAUGUUGAGGUUUAUGUGCAUCAGGCUUACCAUGUGUCCACAUACUCUAGGACAUAUGCCCCUGCAUUUUACCCCAUGCCUGGACAAAAUCAAUGGCCUAAGACUAACUUCCAACCACCUUUACCCCCACCUUUUAGAAAAAUGCCAGGAAGACCUAAGCUUAAAAAGAGAAUAAAAGAGCCAGGUGAAGGUGAAGGCCAAGAGAGGGGAAAGUUUAAUUGUGGUGGUUUGGGUCAUUACAAGAACAAGUGUAAGAAUCCACCCAAACCACCAGAAGCUCCAAAAGGCAAUACUGGAAGACCAAGGAAAGAUCCAUCUGCUCCACCUGCCAAGAAGCAAAGAACAACUCCAAAUUAG